UUCUUUUACUGUACAAAAAGAAUCUAGUACAAGAAAAAUCAAUCAGAAGCUUCAGACCACAUUUCUUUUUUUCGAAGCCUUCAAAAGCAUUAGAUUGGUUUUGUUGUAACACAGACAAAUCCCACCACCCACCAAAACCUCGCUACUUGCAGAUUCAGCAUUGACCAUGGAACAAAAAGAGAAGAAGAAGAAGAUCAAGAAGCAAAAACACCAGCACCCAAAUGGCCAAUCCACCAAACCGACCUCAGACUUAUCUUUCAAGCCGAGCUCCGACGUCAAGGGCCUCCGGUUCGGCGGCCAGUUCAUCGUAAAAUCCUUCACGAUCCGGCGGGCUAGGUCUCUUGAACUACUUCGACUUCUUUCUUUUCCACCAACGAUUAAUACCAAACCCAAUAACAACAACAAUAAACUCCCAUUUCCUUCAACCACUACCUUCUUGCCCACCAACUUCACCAUCUUGGCACACCAUGCCUGGCACACCCUCACGCUAGGCCUUGGAACGAAGAAAUCCAAAGUUCUUGUAUUCGUCUUCGAAACGGAGACAAUGAAGACGGCUAUUGACCGCGUUUGGCCAUCGGAGAUACCGCUCGGAGAAGUGAACAAAAGGCUUAUCAGGGGGUUGACUGGGUGCGAGAUGGCAAGGUUUAAAUUUAGAAAGGGCUGCAUAACCUUUUAUGUGUAUGCGGUUCGACAAGUGGGCUGCUUCGGCUUCUCCUGCGCUGAGGAUCUGAGGACGAUAUUACAGUCCGUGCUUGAGCUCAAUGAUUUCUUCGAUCAUACUGCCAUGCUUGCCAUGCCCAACCAAAGAAGCAUCAGUUUUGCGCCGCCGGUGGCCAUGGCAGCUCACUAGGCAAAAUUUCUAAUUUUUCUACUUCAUCAAUAUCGCCAAUCGUCAUCACUAGUAUUGAUUUCUUUAACUUUAGUUCGACCUUUUUUGGAAUUUUUCGUGCUGGGAUUAUGACGAGGGAUUGCUUUGUUUUUAUUAGAGAUCGUGUAAUUGCUUCUACCUUUAUUUUCUAGCUCUCUGAUAAAAAAAUUUCGAUCUGUAAUUUAGCAUCAUGAAUAAAUUGUAUUUCUGUUUCAUGAAAUUAGAGUCUCUUGUAUGUUGAUAUA
This is a messenger RNA of Carya illinoinensis, 1113 nucleotides long. RefSeq lists its product as uncharacterized. Lineage: Eukaryota; Viridiplantae; Streptophyta; Magnoliopsida; Fagales; Juglandaceae. The transcript has a single exon. The record is from RefSeq and is a predicted model, not a curated record. Bases 167 to 850 code for a protein of 227 amino acids.